AUGGGACCCACAACGACUAUGUCACCCUUGAUGAAGCGAAAGGUGUCCUCAAAUUGGCCAAGGGACUUGAUUACGAGAAGGAGAAAGCUGCUCACGUUGACCAUUGUUGCAACUGAUUCUGGUUCUCCGCCUCUGUCAUCCGAAGCCGUCGUUACGAUACAGGUGAUCUCGGAACUUUUGGUAAAAGCAGUUGAUGCGGACAGUGAGCAUUAUGGCCGUGUGGCGUAUUCUAUCAAAGACGACUCAGGAAUGUUUCAUAUUGACGAUCAGGGUUUGAUUACAGUGGCUGGACAGUUGGACAGAGAAACGAGGCCUUAUCACCGUUUCGAGGUGGAAGCUCGCGAUGGAGGUGAGCCAGCGCAGAAAUCGGUGGUAACUGUUCUGAUUGACGUCAACGACGUGAAUGAUAACUCUCCAGUAUUUGCCGAUUGUAACAUGACGGCUGUAGUGCAGGUGCGUUUCUAA
Cooperia oncophora is the source of this 465-nucleotide messenger RNA. NCBI's taxonomy places the organism in Eukaryota, Metazoa, Nematoda, Chromadorea, Rhabditida, Trichostrongylidae. The record is from the annotation of a GenBank genome assembly.